UGCUCCCUCAGCAUGGGUCCCAAACCAAAAAAGCCUUUCUUUUAUGUUGCGGCCUUUGUUAAGUCUGGCCGGAAGAAAAAGAAAACCACGAAAGCUGAGCGAUUGAAGCAGCUCCAAGAGGAGGAGGAGAGACGACAAAAAGAGGAAGAGGAAGCCCGUGUGAAAUCUGAAAAAGAAGAAAUGCAAAGGCUUGAAAUAGAACGAAUUGAGAAAGAAAAAUGGCAACAACUUGAAGCAAAAGAUCUAGAGAGGAGAAAUGAAGAAUUUGAAGAACUUUAUUUAUUAGAGGGGUGUUUUCCUGAAGCAGAGAAAUUGAAACAAAAUAAUAGAUUGCUUUCUCAGUGGAAACACUACAUCCAAUGUGAUGGGAGUCCCGACCCUUCAGUAGCCCAGGAGAUUAACACUUUCAUUAGCUUGUGGAAAGAGGAAGCCAAUGAGACUUUUGAGGAAGUUAUUGACAAGAGUAAACUAGUUCUGCAUUUAAUUGAGAAAUUGAAAUUAAUUUUAUUGGAAACGCCAUCAUAUGAUUUGCAAGAUAAAAACAUAACACAGUACCAUGGGUCAAUCCUGGAACUGCAGGAGCUCCUCCACCUUAAGUUUAACACAGCCACUGAAAUCCUCCUCAGAGAAGCUAGUACUUUAGCAGAUCUGGACAGUGGAAAUAUGGAAAAAAUCAUUCAUGAUGAAAAUGUUACUCUAUAUGUGUGGGCAAACCUCAAGAAGAAUCCAAGGUACAGAACUGUCAGAUUCUCUGAAACACAAAUUGGAUUUGAAAUUCCAAGGAUAUUAGCAGCAAGCAACAUCGCUCUACGACUCCUGCAUACUCACUAUGAUCAUGUCACGCCACUGCGCACUGUUCCAACAUUAUUACCAAAACGUACUUCCACAAUCACUCACUUAGCCAAAGAGGAAGUCAAGAACGUAGAAGCGGCACUGAGCAAAGAAUUCCAGGAAGAGUAUAAACAUCAAAAAAGUGAGUCUCAAUCAAUUCAUAAGGAAGAAAUAAAAGAUGAAGAGCAAGUUGAUAUUGAAGUUCAAACGAGUCCUGUCCAGGAAGAACCUGAAGCCACAAAAUAUGAGCUGGAGAUGAAAUUAUUAAGUGAAACAGUUUUAGCAGCACAGUUGUUGCUGAUAGAGAAUGCCCCUGGAAAGCCACUUUUCUUUGAAGACAAUGAGGUUGAUAUGCACCAAUUCACAGCUCUGGGUGGCGUGUACCACUUGGAUAUUUUGCAGCUUCCCCCACAGUGCAAGCCAAUGAAGAGGUGGAUGAUGAUGGAAAUACUCAAGGAAGGACUACAGAAAUAUAUGUAUCCUCCAGUCGCUACAGAAGACGUUGAAACAGAAAGUGCUUUCCCACCCAUAGAGGUCAUGCUGGAGGUUCAUGAGAACGUGAUCUUUUUUGAGGAUCCUGUGGUUGCCAGGUGGGAUGCUAAAGGUAAACAUUGGAAAACAGAUGGCAUCAGCAAUGUAUUUUACAAAUCAGAACAAAGGCUUAUAUCAUUCAGCCUGGAAAGUUUGGGCCCUGUUACUUUGAUGCAAGAUACUCAUAUUCACAUGCCAUACCAGUCGUGGGAACUAAGACCACUUGAUGUGGAUCAAGUACUUUUGACCGUGACUACAGUAUUUACUGAGAUUCAAAUACAAAUUAAGGAAGACCUCUGCAUGUUAGCUUCAAUCAGACUAAAUAAAAAAAACUAUUCCUCUGUUUUGGAAGGAAAAUGGAUGACUCCUAUUUCUUUCAUUAUUGCUUUGAAAGAAACUGGAUUGAAUAUCUUUCCUACUGAACACUCUCAUUUUUAUGUUGUUAUCAACUAUAAGAUUCCUUUGGUAGAAAUGAAAGCUUAUCGACAAAUGGCCCUGCUAAGUUCUGCUUUUGCAUUUGGUUGGAGCAGGUGGAAUACAAAAUGUGAUUCUAAAAAAGUUAUAUUUAAGGUACAGUAUGCAAAAACCUAUAAAAGUACCUUGUGCUCCAAAAGGAAAGGUACUCAGAAGCUAAAUGAAUGUAGACCAUAGUUUCUCCUCUUAAAAAGAUGAAAAAAAGUUAACAUUUAAAAUGGAGUUUGAAAAUCACUUAUUUUUAUUUUGUUAAAAAUAUAAAACUGAACUAUGUAAAGGUUAUGCCUUCAUUGUUCAUUAUGGUUCCAAAUGCUCUUGCUAUCAGGCCUUAUCUCUCUUUACACUGACUCAAGAACAAAUGGAAGCCUUUAACUAGAAUGUAUCUAUGAUUCACAAACUCUCCUUGGAGAGGGUUAGGCCUCCAGUUUAACUUUCAGGCACAUUCAUUUACUGCUUGCCUGAUAAAGACGGUCUCUUUUCAAAUUCUAGAAGCCGAGUGAUGAAUGUUUUAGCAUCAGUGAGCCACUAUAUUUAUUUAUCUUGUUUGUUGUGUGUUUCUCCCACUAGAAUAUAACCUCCCUGCAGACAGGGUUUUAUUAUUGUAGUCAUUAGUUAUUUAUUAAUGCUUGUUUUUUGUUUGGUUGUUAUUGUUAUUACAUCCCCAG
Molecule: messenger RNA, 2501 nt
Organism: Hipposideros armiger (great roundleaf bat)
Lineage: Eukaryota; Metazoa; Chordata; Mammalia; Chiroptera; Hipposideridae
Gene: DNAI7
Product: dynein axonemal intermediate chain 7
Exons: 15
Coding region: 13-2013 (666 amino acids)
Cellular component (GO): axoneme
Molecular function (GO): microtubule binding; beta-tubulin binding
Source: RefSeq, a predicted model, not a curated record